Molecule: messenger RNA, 1425 nt
Organism: Mytilus trossulus (common blue mussel)
Lineage: Eukaryota; Metazoa; Mollusca; Bivalvia; Mytilida; Mytilidae
Exons: 3
Coding region: 141-650 (169 amino acids)
Source: RefSeq, a predicted model, not a curated record
AGAAGUCAAAAUGAAAAGAAUUCUUAUAUAUCGUUAGAUUCCGAUUUUCUCCUUCAACAGAUAUAUUGUUGUCAAUUAUUAUUCCAAUUGGUAAAGGAUUAAGCAUACGGGAACAGUGUUUACCACAAAACAUUAGAGCUAUGCUACUGAACCCGUGUAGAACUUUGGAUAUAGAAGCAUCGCCUGUGCCAGAUUUUGAUAUAUCGUAUAAUAUGAGAAUGGUUGUGAAAGCAAUGAUUGAACAAACUAAAGAAAUAAAAAGAAAAUAUAAUUCAAGAUCUGUAGUUUCUCAUGGAAACAGAGUUAACAUUAAUCUACCAGUUAAACCACCGGUAAUAACAGAUGCUGGAUUGGCGGAUAUCGUGUUAUCGUUCAAGGCUUAUUUCAUACAGAUAAUUUCCAUGGAAACUCAAGAACGAAAUCUGCAUCGUACAGAAAUUCACACAUUUGAAGAUGACUUGCGAUUGUUAAAGAAUUAUCUAUUAUCUGGAAUGUGUUUUAUAUCGAAACGAAUUACAAUUCAGUCUGAUACAAUAACACCGUUAUGUAUCAAUGCAUUACAACUGUUACCAACCUACCAAGCGACGUCUAUGUAUGUUUUAAAUCAUUUGAAGUAUUUCCUGGGAGACGUUAAUAGAGCAUUUGAAUAAACGUUUAGAUUUUGAUAAACUAUUUAGCAUGUUUAGUAAAAUCUGUGAUAGUCAGGCAGCACAUAAAUUAUUUAUUUAAAUUAUUUUUUUGAUUUUACAUGUUCUACCAUUGCAUGAUGUAUCUACAUUUUUGUUUUAAUAUGUAUGUAUGAAUGUUUUUCUUGCUAAUGUAUCACCUCCCCCCUCCCCCAAACACAUAUGUAUAUAUCAUUAAAAACUUAAAUAAAAAUGCAUCUUAUAUCGAUUAGUUACAUGUAGCUUUAUUUUUUUCUCACGGAAAUGACAAUAAACUUCUUAUGAUCAAUUGAAUUGAAAUCAUAAACAAACUAUUUUGUCAAUGAUAAACAGGAACGAGGAAUGUUCAUCAUAAUUUUUAAUAUAAGUAAACAUAUGUUUUCUCUUCCCUUUUCAAAUAAUCCAAUCUAAAACAAAAAUCAUAUUCCUUAUCCCCAAAUACACUAACAAACCCAAAGGACAAAUCGUCUGUUAAAGUGUUGUUUGUUUUUCAAUUGUGUUAUAUUUUCCAACUUGUAGAUAUUGGAUUUUUGUUCCUAUUGACACGAUUUCAAAAAUAAACCAAAGAUAAAUUACACAUUAUUAUUUUCAAAGUGUAUUAUUCAUUAAAGUCUAAAUCCGUAAUCCACGUCCUUGUUUAUUUUAUACAUUGUUGCUUUUGGCAACUAUUUGAACAAAUUAAAUAAACAUAUACCUAAAUUGAAAAAUGCUUUUGGAAUUGUGUUCGCAAACUAAGAAAGGAAACAUUUAAGGUUUACAG